AUGUCUGGAAUUUUUCCUAAAGAAGCAAUAAAGAAUACUGCUGAAACAAUUGGAAUAUCAAAUCUAAAAGACAAUGUAGCAAAUGCAUUGGCACAUGAUGUAGAAUAUAGGAUCUAUGAAAUAAUACAGCCAUUAUAUGGGUUUGGUUUAAGUGACAAUUCUAAAUUUCAACGAGUCACAAAUAAUCAAGUUGAUUUAUAUUAUAUGGAAGAUGAAGAAAAUGAUUUUGAAAGUGUUUUGUAUUCAAAUAUGCCUAAAGUACCUGUACAAGUUACAUUUACUUGUAUGUGUAUGCGUGAUGUUGCUCAUUGGCUUGCAGUUGAAGGAAUUCAACCAACCAUACCGCACAAUCCACCACCAAUUGAAGAUCGUAAAUCAGAACUACUACAAAAUACUACUAGUAAUAACAAUAACAACAUAAAACAAAAUGAAAUUAAACCUUUAGUACAACAUGUCUUAUCUAAAGAAUUAGAAACUUUUUAUAAUAAAGUUACCAAUACAUUGAUUAAUAGUCAAGAUCCUACCACUGUUACUGCCUCGACUAAUAGAUUGAAACAAUCUAUUUUAAAUGAUCUAGAGAGUGAUACUGGUUUAUCACAACUUGUUCCUUAUUUUGUAAAAUUUAUUUGUGAAAAAGUUGCAGAAGGCGUAAAAAGAAACAUUAGGCUUUUAGAACCUAUUUUACAAAUGUCUGAGUCAUUAAUAAACAACAACAGCCUUUAUUUAGAACCUUAUUUACAUCAAUUGAUGCCUGCAAUAUUAACGUGUAUUCUAAGAAACAACUUGGGAGUACAUGAUAAUUCAUCUUCUGAGUUACAAUGGCAAAUACGUGAAUUAGCUGCACGUAUAAUCGCCAAAAUUUGUGAUAGAUAUGGUGGUACUUAUAGUUCUUUACAAACUAGAAUAACAAAACUUUUAAUUGAAGCUUUAAAUGAUAAUGUUAACAACAACGAUGAUCAACAUGACAAUCAACAUCGUUAUCAAAAUCGUUAUCAUCAUAAUCAUCAUAAUCAUCAUCGUCAACAUAAUAAUUUGUAUUCUCAUUAUGGUAGUAUAGUAACCAUUGGCGCCAUGGGGCGUGAAGCUAUUAGAAAUAUUUUAGUGCCUAAUUUAAAAAAAUACGAAACUGUUCUUAAUAAAUACUCCAAUGAUUCUGUUUUGGGGGGUGUUGUUACUCGUAAUUACAAUGCUAUAUUGGAUAUAUUAUCAAAAUUAAAAGAAUCUGUUGAUCCAAUAAAGUUACAACAAAUUCAAAAUACAUCAACUAGUGAUGUUUUACAUGAACAAUUGGUAAAUAAAGUCGGACAAUAUUUUGCUAAUGUUCGUGAGCUGGAUUCUAUUGCUGUUUUUAUGCUUUUGGAACCAAAUUUGGUUGUAGUGCUUCUUGUGUUCGCUUAUAAGAUGACACAUAAUAGAAGUCAAAUUUGGCAUCAUCUUCAUGUUUCAUCUCCGGCAGAUCCAAUUUCUGUAAAUGUGAUUAAUAACUAG
Molecule: messenger RNA, 1488 nt
Organism: Entrophospora candida
Lineage: Eukaryota; Fungi; Glomeromycota; Glomeromycetes; Entrophosporales; Entrophosporaceae
Source: the annotation of a GenBank genome assembly